AUGCCGAUACGACGUGCAGCCUGCGAGCCAUGCCGGCUGUCGAAGGUUUCAUGCGACCACGCCAAGCCGGUGUGUGGUCGGUGUCAAGAUGCCGAUCGUGCAGAAAGUUGUCAGUAUCGCGAGCGACCUUUCAAGCGACGACGCACCGUGCCGCCCGACGCCGAAGAUCAUGACGAGCUCUCCUUCGAGCCGGAAACCCCGAUUCCCACCAGUGCGCCGACACCUCGCGCCUACCCCAACUCUGGGUACCUGGGAAGCACAAGUCACACCGCCAUCUUCGAGCAUCUCACAGCAAGCAGCGGCGACAACACUCCUGCCGCUUGCAAUAAUAAUGGAGAUCCGCCGCCAGAAGACUUCGACUGCCGCGUGGACGCUUCUCAAAUCAUCCAGGAGUCCACGUUCAUCAAGAAGAUCCCAAGCGUAUUCCAGGUCUCGGCAUGCGUGCGCAUGGUCAAUGCCUGGAUUGCCACAGGCACCAAUAUUGCACUGGCAGGCUCUCUCGUAGGCCCAUGCACCAAGGCUAUCGAUCAACUUCUCCACAGGGACCAUCUAUCUGCAGGAAAUGUAUCCAGGAUGCUGUUCACUUCGUCUUGUCGGCCGUGGAUAGUCACUGCCAGCACCACCUUCGAGCAGUUCUGCUCCCAGAUCACGGGAGAUGAGACAUGCUGGGAGUCCCUCGGCUUAUUCUUUGUAGCCGUAACGCGUGCUGCGACUGACUUCGAUUGCUUCGAGACCAUGUUCAGCACGAGGGAGGAACGCCGGAAGCUGCAAAGACUUGCGUUGAGCUAUGCAGAUCACUGUCUCGAGGUAGCCCUCUCCCUUGACUGCAUGUACGAUUUCUUGCUACUGCUUCAAUACGAGAAUUUCAUCGCCCAUUCCAUGGUUGACGGUGAUCAAAGUUACAACUCGUGGAGGCGACUUGGAGAUGUUGCGAGCUCCCUGUUCGCCUUGGGGUACCAUGAGCAGGCAGAUCUCGAUCCCGAAUGCCCUCCUUUCUUGCAGAACUUGAGGCGUGCAGCUUUCGCACGAGCAUAUUCUGCUGAUAAGAAUGUUUCAAUCUUUCUUGGUCGUCCGCCGCGAAUUAGUCAAAAAUACUGCCAAAUUGAAAGAGUCAUCGCCGACUUGAGUGUCACCGCCAUUGGCACAGUGUCGACCCAGCAAAGUGUUGCAACACUCUCGCUCGGCCAGCCUUUUGACUACAUACUGGAGACCUGGUGGACGGCAUCUUGUGCGACUCUCAAAGAGCAAGUGUUGGAUUUGACCAAGAACUUCGACAGCGAGACCAAAGCAAACAAGGCGCAGGACAUUUCAGCCAAAGCUUUGACUCUGUGGAAUUCUUUACCCAGUCCACAUCGGCUGGAGAGCCCUUUAUAUCUUUGCAACACCCGCUCACCAGUCGAGCGAGACUUUCUGGUCAGUGCGAGGCUAAAUCACCUUCACAUCCUUUUCCUCCUCGAAGUUACCCUGCUGCCUCGUGCUUAUGAUCCUGGGAUCGAGCUCGUCAAGAUUUCCGCAAAAAUGCUGCACGUAGCUGCAGAAGCGAUUGUGAUGAAGCAGCAUCUCGCAAAUUCCGGCACGGGCUUGGUCUGGAAGAUCGCUUAUUACAGCCUUCCAGCCGCAGGGAUCAUAUGCUUGUCACUUCUCAACAGGUCAAUCGCCAUGAGCGAAGGAGAGACUUCAAUUUCGCAAGUCAUACAAGACCUGAGCGUGCUUGUGGCACACCUUGAGAGUGGUGUUCUGAUCGAUCAUGGAGAACCAAACUAUGCCUUGCUUUCUGGAGCGACGGCCACGGUGAAGGGAAUUCUGGGAAGAGUGCUUUCGCCUUUCGCCAAAGAGCUUCAUCAUACCACGCAUCGGCCUACUGCGCCAGCAGAUGUCCUUGGUGCCGAAGAUCUCGAUCCGUGGCUCGCAUCUACCGCAGAGCAGAACGCGCUUGAGAAUUUCGAGCUCGAUUUUUGGCUGCAUUUGUCCGAGCAUCCAGAGCUGGUCGGUAAUGGAACGGCAGCAGUAUGA
Pseudocercospora fijiensis CIRAD86 is the source of this 2013-nucleotide messenger RNA. RefSeq lists its product as uncharacterized. Gene Ontology annotation, biological process: regulation of DNA-templated transcription. Gene Ontology annotation, molecular function: DNA-binding transcription factor activity, RNA polymerase II-specific; zinc ion binding. The coding region runs from base 1 to 2013 and encodes 670 amino acids. Gene Ontology annotation, cellular component: nucleus. The transcript is spliced from 3 exons. Lineage: Eukaryota; Fungi; Ascomycota; Dothideomycetes; Mycosphaerellales; Mycosphaerellaceae. The record is from RefSeq and is a predicted model, not a curated record.